Ilex paraguariensis (yerba mate) is the source of this 1104-nucleotide messenger RNA. The record is from the annotation of a GenBank genome assembly. Lineage: Eukaryota; Viridiplantae; Streptophyta; Magnoliopsida; Aquifoliales; Aquifoliaceae.
AUGCUAGCUCGAAAUGGGACCAUGGCACCCUUAAAUUAGCAUGAGUGGCAUGAGUAUAAAGAAAGAAUAUGGGAUGAAAUAAAUGUGAAAGGGUUUUGAAUUUAUUUUAUAGUUACUAAGUGAUUGUAUAUAGCUUUUGCAUGUUAUUAGUGGUUUUUGAAUGGAAUUGUAGGCAAGCAUUGAUGCAAAUGGAUGAAAGGAUAUCUAAUGAAGUCUAUAGGGAGGAAGUGGAAAGACUGGAAGUGUGAGAUUAAGAAACAAGCUUAUUAUCCCUAUAGAACUGAUGUAGAAAGAUUAGCUCACAAGCCUAACCGAGUGGAGGAAUCACAUUGGCGGGUCUUGGUCUAUUAUUGGAGCACUCAGAAGGCACUGGAAAAAAGUGAGAGGAACAAGCUCAUUCGGAGCAAGAAAAAAUUUUGUCACACCAUUGGCCGAACAAGCUUUGCAUAUGUUAUGGAAAGAGAAAAAAGUGAGAGGAACAAGCUCAUUCGGAGCAAGAAAAAAUUUCGUCACACCAUUGGCCGAACAAGCUUUGCAUAUAAAGAUGGUCGACUAGUUAAUGAUGUUGUUGCACAAGCCUUGUCAAACAUGGAUGAACUUGUGUCACAAAUGUCGGAGUCUUCUAUGCAAUCUUCAUCUACAGUGGAUGAAGUUUUCACUCAAGUCAUGGGACUAGAGCGAACUGGACAUGUUAGAACAUAUAGUUUUGGACCAUCUCCGAGAGAUGUGUUUGGACAUAAAAAAUCAGAAGAGAUGCAAGCAAUGCAAUCCAGCUAGAUGAGCAAUUUAGUAGACAUAAUGCAGAGAUGGAGGUUAAGCAGUUAGAGAUGGAGGCUCAAAAGACACAAAUGGAGAAGCAAAUGAGUCAUGGAAGCUAAAUUUGAGGCCUAACAAAGACAGUUUGAGGUUUUUCUAGUUCAAAUGAGUGCAAUGGAUAUGCCUAUUCCUGAACCAGCUCGCAAAAACACAGAUUCACUUCAGGUUGAAAAGGUAAUAAAAACUUCAACGACUUGUAUUUUGAGUUAGAAGAGUUAUUGGAUUAUUGUAUUAUUGUAUUAUUUUUCUCUAUGAAUAUUAAGUAUUUGCAAUCUUAAAAAGUACCUG